Cuscuta campestris is the source of this 1254-nucleotide messenger RNA. The record is from the annotation of a GenBank genome assembly. Lineage: Eukaryota; Viridiplantae; Streptophyta; Magnoliopsida; Solanales; Convolvulaceae.
UUCACGGAAAACAUUCUUUUAUGGUAUCAGAGCCCCUAGGGCGAUUAUCUUCCGCUGAACCCUAGCUUCUUAUCAUUUUCUCUUCUUCUAUUCUUCUCUGUUAUUGCUAUGGGGGAAUCAAAAUCCUCGUUCCACCCUGCUCUUACCGUCAACAAUAUCAAGAACCACAUUCCUAUUGUUCUUGAAUUGCAAAACUCUCAGUACUCCACAUGGGCAGAAUUAUUCAAAAUUCAUGCUCGUUCUCACAAAGUGUUAGACCAUAUUAUCCCUCCGCCUAAGGAGAAGGUGAAGCUUCCUACCACUGAUGAGGAAAAGGACACUUGGUCUACUCUGGAUGCUGCUGUACUCUCGUGGAUUUAUUCCACCAUCUCCAACGACCUAUUGCUCACCAUUAUCGAACCAGAUGCUACGACUAUGGAGGCAUGGGGUAGGUUGCGGGAUUUAUUUCAGGAUAAUCAGAAUUCUCGUGCAUUGACUCUUGAACAGGAAUUUUCAACCACAAAGAUGGAGGAUUUUCCAAACGUCUCGGCCUAUUGCCAACACCUCAAGAGUCUCUCCGAUCAAUUGAGAGGCGUUGCUCUCAAAGCAAGCCACCACAGGCCGAAAAAUUCUGUGACCCGAAAGCAAUCUGGUGGCAGGGGUGGACGGUUCGGUGGCAAGGGUGGCGGCCGUGGAAGCUCUGGACCACAUCAGCAGCAGUGGCAGAAUCCUCCGGCACCCUGGCAACAGCCUCAGGGGGCACAGUACCUGGGUUGGGGAUGGAUGCCUCAAUGGGCUACUCCUCCAUGUCCAUACCCCAAUCAGGGCUGGGCACGACCUCAAGGCCCACCUAAGCAGCCUGGUUUAUUAGGUCCUCGUCCACAAGUCUAUGCAACUUCCACUCAGCCUAUGCAGUACGCUCCAACAGACAUUGAGUCUGCUAUGCACACUAUGACGUUACAUCAACCCGACCCCUCCUGGUACAUGGACACCGGCGCCACUUCUCAUAUGACAUCCUCCAACGGUACUCUCGCGUCUUAUUUUAAUUUGAGCAAUCAUCCUAAUGCUAUUGUUGUUGGAUUAUCGGACGGGGAGGCCCAUAAUGAGAUGUAAUAACACGGGUGAUCUUUAUCCUCUCUCCAAUACCACAUCCAAAUAUUCUUCCUCACCUUCGAGUUUUGCAGCUUUAGCACCUUCUCUUUGGCAUGAUCGAUUAGGUCAUCCCGGGUCGAGUAUUCUACAUACUCUUCAGCGUAAUAAAAGUAUUGAAUGUAA